AAGACAGAAUUUAGCUUAACUUUACAUUUUCCUUAUUUAAUUUUAUAUAUGAUUUCUCUUAAUUUGAUUAUUUUGUGAAGAACUUGUUUCAUUUCACCAUUAUUCAAUCUUUUACAUCGUUGAAGAGAGUUAGUAUAUAUAGGAUAAGAUACCAUUGUCGUCGUCGUUGUCAUCGUCACAAUUUACCAAAACAAAACUUGAUUGUAAAAAAGAGAGAGAAAUUGCUUAGGGUUCCAUUUACAAGAAAAAAAACCCUUUUCACUAAUUUCAAUUUUUGUUUAUUCACGAAAACCACAAAAAACACAUCCUUUAUCUUCUUCAACUUCGAGGUUCACUCUCUGUGUCACCUCAAAUCUACUAUUUCGGUGGUCUUUCUUGGGAUUCUUUUCAUUAAAGUUUACAAGUUGGUGGCUUUCAAACAAUUAUAUGGGGAACUGCUUGGCUAAGAAGUCUCACACUAAGGAUGAUGAUUCUGAUCAACAUGUGGAGUUUGCUUCUGGGAAUGUGACACUUAUUACCACCAAAGAAUCUUGGGAGCAAAAGUUGGAAGAAGCAAGGAAGGAUGGCAAAAUUGUGCUUGCGAACUUCAGUGCAGUGUGGUGCGGUCCUUGCAAGGUUAUUGCGCCAUAUUACUGUGAGAUGUCUGAGAAAUACACGUCUAUUAUGUUCUUAUUAGUUGAUGUGGAUGAACUAACGGACUUCAGCACUUCAUGGGACAUCAAAGCCACACCGACUUUCUUCUUUCUUAAAGAUGGACAAGAAAUUGACAAACUUGUAGGAGCAAACAAGCCAGAGCUUGAGAAGAAACUUGUUGCUAUUGCUGAUUCAGCUCCUCCUCAGAAUAAACAACAGUCACUUGUUUAAUUUCCUGUUUGUAGAUGCUGUGGCCUUUCUUUCUUCCCUCACAAGUCACAAAUUCAUGACUAUGUUUUGCAGUGAGUGUCUUUGCAAUUGUUUUUUCUUGGAUGUAAAUAUAAAAUAUUUAUCAUGAAUGUCUCUGAUUCAAAGUAAUGUUGAUGUAGUUAAAAAAUCAUGUUGUGCAAAUAUAACAUUUGUUCUACAAAACUGAUUAAUUUGUUCUGCAAAAGUGAUUAGAUAUGGAAUGGUGGCUGUGUGACCCAAUAGAUGACACUUUGACAUGA
Messenger RNA from Trifolium pratense (red clover), 1142 nucleotides. Its product is annotated as thioredoxin H-type-like. The coding region runs from base 427 to 864 and encodes 145 amino acids. NCBI's taxonomy places the organism in Eukaryota, Viridiplantae, Streptophyta, Magnoliopsida, Fabales, Fabaceae. The record is from RefSeq and is a predicted model, not a curated record. The transcript has 5 exons.